AUGAACACUCCNCAAAAUGCCUCGCCCUCGCUGCACGACCCGGGCGAGAGCUUGGAUGCCAUCAACACUCCGGCCUCAUCCUCUGCCCCCGCCUCGGUCUCUGUUCCUCCUUCGACCACCCGGGGCAGGGCCCCCAGUGCCGCCUCGCGCGCUCCGUCUUCGCGCGCACACACGCCCGCUGCCCAAUCCGAGUCUGUCGAGCGGAAAUCUUCUGUCUCCUACGGUCACCACCGCCAGACGUCCAUUGUCCACGGCUACCAGCACUCGCGCAACCCGAGCCAUGUCUCCUCUACAGCUGCCAGCCCCAUCAGUCCAGGCAUCAUCCUGGCCCAAGCACCAAAGGAUGGCCCGACUUUGCGCCAAAGCCCUUCAUCCUCGACAUUGAAUGCUCCUGCCGACCAGGUCCCUCUACGCCGUCUCGAACGCAUGCACAGCGGCCGUAUCAAGCGUGAACACGAGCCCCAUCUACACCAUCACCACCACCACAAUCACCGCCAUCACCGCUCGCGGUCGCGCCAACACCAUCAGCAAGAACCCACCACCGUGGGAGAAUAUGCCCUGCAUCACUUGUUGAACGAGUUCAUCAGUGAAGCCAACGACAAGAUCCAUCGUUGUGUCUCUGAGCGGGAUGAUGCUCUGAUUAGAGUUGAAGCAAUUUGCGGCCCUGGCGCAGACCAUGCCUUUGACCAGCUGAUAAAGGCUCUCGGCCACAUCGUGCGCCCGCGCCCAAAGCCUCUGAUAGACGCCCUCAUGAUCUGGCGCAAGUCCAAGAGUGAUGAAAUGACCCCGAUCCAUACUCAGUUGCAGGCUGCCCGUGCACAAGCGGCCAAUGGUUCUGCCACUGCUCGUCGUGCUGAUUUAUCUCAAGUCAGCACAAACAGCAGUUCUGCCUCGCUGCCUUCUCAUACCGACCCCGCUACCAUUGUUACUCUCGAGCAGAACCUCCGCCAAGGCGAACGGCGCUCAGCCAUUUCUGUGUAUAUCCUUUGUCGUGUACUCAUGCAAGUCAUCUCCCAGUGUACGCUGGCUGCCUUGACCAAUGACAUUGCUGAGAGGCUUGAGGAUGUCAUCUAUGGCCAGUUACGUAACUUUGACUCUGAGGCUCUUGCGUAUUCGGCUCUCAAACAAUCACAAUGGAACAUGUUCGGUCAGUUGUUGGGUGUCAUGGGUAAUUUGCGCUUUGACAAGGUUGCCGAUCGAUACGUCUCGGAUCUGGAAGCUGCGCAGAGACGCUUAUCCGUCAAAGGUAAUGCUGAUAGAGAGCUCGAGAAUCGUACGGCACUGCUUGUGCAUAGCAUGCGUUGGCUCAAGAUACAGGUGCAGCCCGAACCCGCGUGGGAUAAGUCCUGCGACCUGCUUAAUCUUCUGGCAGGCUUCUUUGCAGGUGUGCACGGUAAACCGGUCAAGUAUGCAUAUUGCCAGCUGUUCGAAGAUCUGCUGCUGCCAGUCGCAAGUAAGGCCACCACUGAACUCAAUUCACCCAAGUGGAGGCAGGUCUUGGAUAUUCUCAAAGUCAAACUAAAUCAGCUCCUCGCAAAGCCCAAGCACUGGGCUCAAGCAUUUCCUAUAUUUGCUGUGACUAUCUGCGUAUCGCCCAAUGAUGUAUUCCAACAACAAUGGCUCUCGACUGCCCUUCAUCAACUACAACCAAAGCUGAAGGAACGCACCACUCGGGGUCAUGCUCUUAAAGCACUGUGCCGCUUGGUUUGGGUUUACCUCUACAGAGCUCCCGAAGCCCAGCUCACAACAUACAAGAAACUCGACGACAUAAUCCGGAUGGUCUUUAUGACGGGCAAGAAGUCACUGCUUUCUACCGAACCCUCCAUUGCCGACCCUUUGAUACAGCUGAUUCGUAUUAUCGGAUUCAAGCACCAGGAUCUCUGCUUUCGAUCCAUUAUAUUUCCUCUGAUGAACGCCGAUGUCAUAAUUACCGGAAGAGACCGCCGGAUCGAGAACCUCGACCCCGAGAAGAUGGUCAUUGCAAUCCGUGCCUUUCUUGCAAUCAUGUCCGAUCUGGAGAAAGGUGAUCAGCCACCAUUCCCUGUCAGUUUCGAGUGCGAUGCCCUCACCGAUCCAUUCUCGAGGUCGCCCAAUUCUCACAGGCGUUCUCUGUCUCAGACUCAAGCUCCUGUAAAUGGAGCCAAAGUUGAACGACUGUCCAAGCCCGUCAUGACAGCUGGCUUUGGAGAUGUCGCAAAGGAGUCAUACGUCAAAUUUUGUAAGAUCCUGGGUGAGAUUACCAUCAUCUGCGAUGAGACCUUUGGCGGACAGAAAGUUCUUGACGAGAAGUUCUCUGCCCAAACUAUACCUAAGACACCAAUGGCAGAUGCCUUCAGUUUCAGUCGGAGAGACGAAUUGUUCAACUCCCCUGAGGUUCGGCAGAACUUCUACGAUCUCCUCCAUGUCGCAGUCCAAGCACUUCCUCGGUGCCUAUCUCCUCAAAUUCCUUUGAAGAACCUUAUCAAUCUGCUAUGUACAGGAACUGCUCAUGUACAAAACCAUAUCGCCUCGUCAUCCGCGCAAUCUCUUAAAUCUAUUGCGCGUCAAUCUCAUGCUCAACUGGUAACGAUCGGAUUUGCUCGCUUUAUAUUCAACUUCGACGACCGCUACGCCACUGUCUCUGCUGGUAGUCUUUUAGGACACGGUCAUAUAGAAAGCACUUUGCGCCUCUACGUCGAACUAUUAGAGAUAUGGAUUGAGGAGCUCAAAUCACAGCCCCAGAUGGCAACACCAGAUCUUCAUGAUGACGAGUAUGCUCGCGGCAUGCAUUCUGAUCUGAAUCGUUCAAGGGUAUUUGCUCACGUGGACGAAAUCGAAUCGCAUGGUUUGUUCUUNUUGUGCUCGCCGUCGCGCCACGUUCGAGCAUAUGCUGUCAGAGUCCUUAGCCUUGUCACCAAGUUUGAUACUGCUCUGGGACAGCCUUCUACACGUAUCAUCAGUGUUCUUGAAGGCAGUUCACAGCAAGUCAUCGACGUGAAUGAUGAAAAGCUCUCUUUAGCUGAGCGCAGCCGUUUGCAGAAGGGUCUCAGGAAAAGCAACAUGAACAACACUCUCGUCGAACUUUGCAGCAGUGAAACUGUUCACGACCUGGCUCUCUGGUCGAAAGCUUUCCCCAACCUGAUACGUUUAAGCUCGCAGAUUUGUCCUCAAGCUGUACUCUUGACAAGGGACAUAGUCUGUGCACGCCUCUCACAUGCUCAUAGAAUCAUCAGCACUCUGGCCGAAGGUCCCAGAGCCAACACAUACGCCGCCUUAGAAACCGCUUUUUCACAACGAAUGGUGGGAAGAACCGCUUUCAGUCCCCCCGAGGUUACGAUUGAACAGUGGAAGCUACACCUGAUCUUUGCAUGCACAACUCUCACCGACACUGGUGGCUCGCAACAACCUCCUGUUCCGAGAGAAAGUUUCCAACAUUCGCGCAAAGGCUCCAAGGCUUCUUCAAUCAGCCAAGAGAAGAUCGGAUCUGCUCAUGAAUUGUUCGCGAGAGUCGUUCCGUUUCUGUCUGCAAUACAUCCAGGAGUCCGGGAGGCAGCUGUCCAUGGGCUGGGCGCGAUCAACACCAAUCUUUUCCGACCCUUGCUAGAAGCCCUUCAGCCAUCGGUAUCCAUUUGUAGCGAAGAUGCUAAACAAUGGCUUAUGAUACACCAAAGAUCUGUGAACAGCCCUCGGAGAAGUAGGCGGAGUGAUUCUUUGCGUACCGAGCUCACUCAUCUCUACCAGCUUACAUCUCAUUGUCUGUUCGAGAAUGAGGUGUACAAUGACGAAUGGAUACUGCAAAAUCUCGUUAGUUUCACCAAGGAUCUUCGAAUCUUUCUCAACGACGAAGAUGUACAAAACCAGUGGGACUUCCAGAAGUUGCGCACCUACUACUGUGGGCUCGUCGAGGUGUUGUAUGAAGGUAUUCACAAGACCAAGGAUCCCAUACGUUGGAUGCCGUUUCACGCACGAAAAGCUGCUUUCUCCAUGAUGGAGGACUGGUGCGGAUUUUCUCCAAACCAGACACAAAUAAGGCANAAAGAGAACCAUAUGAGGAAAUCAAUCUUGGACCAAGAACAGGAUUCUCGCAAUCGCGGAAACGUUACGGCAAAGCUGGAGAUCGAGAAGAAAGACCUGCGAACAGCAGCCCUUAGCGCUAUGGCAUCACUCUGUGCAGGACCGGUCAUGGUCUCUACCGAUGGCCAGAUCACUAUGCAGUUUGAUGUUCGUCGCAUGCUCAAAUGGAUAGAUGCCAUUUUCGAUUCAGCCAGUGAUAGGACGCAUGCGACCGGCCGUCGGGCACUGAAGAAUUUGUUACUUCACAACAGUGAGCACAGUUUUCUGCUGUCUCACUCGAUCGAAGAGUGCUAUCAUGCCAAAAACCCAAAAGCGCUGUUCAGCUACUUCACGGUUGCCACCCAAGUCUUGACAGACGCUGUUGAUGACAAAAUACCNUUUUGGAAGAUCCUGAGCGCUGCCUUGUACACCCUCGGAAACGAAAACAGCGAGAUUCGCAUGAAGUCUGCCCGUCUAUUGAGAACUCUCGAGGAGCGUCUGGGCAAGAAUUCUAAAUUACAGGAUCUGGAUAUCAGUAUCUCUGACAAGACGACUGCAGUCUACAAACUCGCCCAGUUUGAGAUCUCUCGAAGGCUAGCAAAGCAACAUGCAGACAUGGCAUUCCACGUCUUCUCGGAGUUUACCAGAUAUUUUGGAGGACUCGUACCUGACCAUCAACGCAAUAUGGUCGCAGCCAUGCUGCCUUGGAUACAGACUGUCGAACUGCAAUUACUCCCGAGUGGGGGACCUACCGCCAGUUCAUACAUGUUGAUGGUCAAUCUCUUUGAGAUCACGGCGCGAAGUAGCAGUGUCUUACAUAACGAGAUACAAGCACUUUGGCAGGCUCUUGCUACCGGUCCAUACGGAGGAAAUGUGCAGGUGGUCCUCGACUUCAUCAUCGCGAUAUGCCUAGACCGUAGAGAACAGAACUUUGUCGACUACGCCAAACAAAUCGUAGUCUUCCUCUCUACGACAGCAGCUGGUUUGAAGGUCAUUGAGUUCCUCUUACUACAAAUCACUCCUAAAGCCAUGAUCGCCGAGAAGCGUCCACCACCAUCAAUACCUCAAGACCCUACAAAUCUACCAUAUAUUGCAGAUCUCGCGCAAGUUUUGCCUAUCGGCAACCGACAAUCCGGGUUGUCCCUUGGCCAACUGGCAUUGAUGCUCCUUGUUGACCUUGUAGUUUCUCCCGUACAGCUCCCGAAGAACAAGAUACCUCUUCUGCUACAAGUGGUUGUUGUUCAAUGGGAUCACUACACUCCGUUGGUACAAGACCAGGCUAGGGAGAUGUUGGUACAUAUGAUCCACGAGCUGGUCAUCUCAAAGAUUGGCCCAGAGCACACAGGACCAAGCAAGCAAGGCAUAGAGGACUUGAUUGAAUCAAUCAGACAACACGACCCCAAAGUUGUGUGGUCUUAUGAGGAAACUGACAACAAGGGUCUUGACAGCAAUUCCAAUGGCGUUCCCGAACCUAUGGUUUUUGUCAUUGAGGAAGUAGUCAGGGUAUUGAGCUUCUCGUAUGACGAUAUAAGAACUAGUGACAACAUACGCAGGGACUGGGCAAGGAUGAGUCUGGUCUGGGCAACGACUUGCGCAGUGCGUCACGUAGCAUGUCGCUCAUUCCAGAUCUUCCGCUGCAUCAUUGACUCGCUCGACAGGCAGAUGAUGGCAGACAUGCUCGCUCGUCUGACAAACACAAUCGCGGACGACGAGAACGACUGUCUGACUUUCUCACAAGAGAUCCUGAUCACCCUAAGGACCAUCAUCAGCGCUCUUGAACCCGAAGACUUGAUCCAAUACCCUCAAUUGUUUUGGACCACGAGUGCAUGUCUGGAUACCAUCUUCGAGCAAGAGUUUCAAGCGAGUCUUUCGAUGUUGGAUCGACUGCUGGACAAGCUCGAUCUCAGUGAUCCUGCUGUCAUCAAACUUUUCAACGAAAACAAACCUGCCAAAUGGGAUGGUGAGUUCGAAGGUCUUCAGCCGUUGGUUUACAAGGGGUUGAGGUCGAAUGCCUGUCUCGAUCGGUCUUUGGAGAUGCUCGAAAGGAUGAUCAAGCUACCCUCCAGCAGUCUUAUUGGUGGUGACAACCGUCUGCUCUUCACGCUGCUAGCAAACCUGCCCCGUUAUCUCCACUGCUUCGAGGAUGACAGCAACCAACAAACAUGCUUUGAGUCCGCAGACUCUCUUGCUGGUGUAGCCGAAGCCCAGCAACUACCCGAUCUGGCUCACGCAUUGGAUGGCUUUGCGAACCAAAGAUAUCGCAAUGCGAACGACUUCUUGACCCAAGUUGUUGCUGCAGCAAGAGCCGCCUGGUUCCCCACCAUGGAGUAUCAGAGCUUGAUCUUCCUGAUUGGCCUGCUCAACAACCACACCCCGUGGUUCCGAGUCACGGUGAUGCAGCUGCUGUGUGUCCUCAUUCCACAGAUUGAUAUGAGGAGGCCCGAGAUCGUCUCUCAGGGCCCUGAUCUGAUCUCUCCUCUGCUGCGUUUGUUGCAGACCAGCUACUGCCAACAAGCUCUUGAUGUGCUGGACAAUAUCAUGUCUGUCACCGGUACGCCUCUUGACAACAAGCAUCUGCGCAUGAGCAUGGCAGGAUCACACUCGACGCGCGCAACACGCAAGGAGUAUGACAGCACCAAGAGUCUCUACGGCAUUCCCGAGGAGUCUGGCUGGUCAAUACCGAUGCCAGCCAUCCAGGCCGAAAGGGCGAGGAAGAACGUCAUGGCUGUGUACUACACUUGUCUAGAUACCGCCCUUGCGGACGGCACAGAGAUCACCAGCACACCCGACGUCGCGUUUGCUACUGAAGACCAAUAUGGAUCCUAUUUCGAUCAACGCUCGGCGACGGCAAUGUCGGAUUCGAUACGCGCGGAUGGCAGCAUGAGCGAGCUGGUGUUGAAACUAGACAGCCUCGAUGACUUCUUCGACGAUCGGAAAUCUACUACCCCUAGAGAACCAUCUCGAGGGUCAAUCGAGAACCGUGAGAACGUCUACGAGCAGCAAACCCUUCCCAUCUUGCACAAAUCGCUCAAACGUAACGCCUCGAUCACGUCCUUCCAGAACGGAUUUUCCGAUACAAGGUUUGGUCUGGCCCGUGAACCAGUUGUUAUGAAUCCUGGCGCAUUUGCUUCCAACCCUGCUGCAGCUGCGACGAGGCCCGCUCUUCAUGCAAGAUCAGUGACCUCACCAAUGGCUGCCAUGCACCAUAUGCCUCGAGUGAUAACAGAUUUGCAAUCCGAAGAGGACACUGGCGAUGAGCCGUUCUCUGACGAUGACCUCUCCAUAUCGCGCAUGACAACUUCCGACGACGCUUUGUCAGUGCACAGUAGCAAUUCACGGGCUCCGUCUGCGGUAGGGCUACGGGCAGGAUUCCGAUCUGGAAUGAGAAGACUCACUGGAGGGACCACUGACCGCAAGGAUGUUAAGGGUUUGGUACGCUUGAGUCCACAAGUACCACGCGUUCCUACUGUCUGGUUGAGCAAUCCAAAGAGCUCAGAUCUUUAG
Aureobasidium musti is the source of this 7536-nucleotide messenger RNA. The record is from the annotation of a GenBank genome assembly. NCBI's taxonomy places the organism in Eukaryota, Fungi, Ascomycota, Dothideomycetes, Dothideales, Saccotheciaceae.